UCUCUUGCUGGAGCAGCAUGCAGGAAAACUAUGGUUCUAUGUAAUUCCUGUCUGCAGGUAAAGGAGCCGCAAGUCAACUCUACUGAAGCAGCCGAUACUAGUGACAAAUCACCUAAACCAACUAUUGUGACAAAGUCAUCUUACAGUGCUACAAAGGGCAGUUUGUCUCAAACGAAGACUGUGGGAAGAGUAACUAGAAAGGAUCUACGGAUGCAUAAACUGGUUUUUGAGCAACAUGGAUUGCCAGAGGGAACUGAACUAGCAUAUUUUGUCCGUGGACAGAAAUGUCUGGUAGGUUAUAAGAAGGGAUCAGGAAUACUUUGCAACUGCUGUGAUUCUGAGGUCAGCCCAUCACAGUUUGAAGCUCAUGCUGGUUAUGCUAGUCGUCGCAAACCUUUCCAACACAUUUAUACAUCUAAUGGAGUGUCGCUUCAUGAAUUGUCGAUAUCUCUAUCCAAAGAUAGGAAGGUCUCUAUAAGUGAGAAUGACGACUUAUGUAGCAUUUGUUUGGAUGGAGGGGAUCUGUUAUGUUGUGAUACAUGUCCAAGGGCUUUUCACAAAGAGUGUGUUUCGCUGCCAAAAAUUCCCACUGGGACUUGGUACUGUAGGUAUUGUCAGACUAUGUUCCAAAGGGAAAAAUUUGUGGAACAUAAUGCUAAUGCUGUUGCUGCUGGGAGGGUUGAGGGGGUUGAUCCAAUAGAGCAGAUAACUAAGCGAUGCAUUCGUAUUGUCAAAACACCAGAGACUGAAAACCCCAGUGUAUGCGUAUUAUGCAGGGGUCAUAAUUUUAGCAAAUCAGGAUUUGGUCCUCACACUGUUAUCCUCUGUGAUCAGUGUGAGAAAGAAUACCAUGUGGGGUGUCUAAGGGAUCACAAUAUUGAUGACCUUAAGGAGUUGCCAGCAGGACAGUGGUUCUGUUGUUCAGAGUGCGAUGUAAUUCAUUCGGCUUUGCAGAAAUUGGUGGCUCAUGGGCAAGAGAAGCUUCCUGGCUCUUCUCUGAGUGUUGUAAAGAAGAAUCAUGAAGAAAUUGAUUCAGAGAACAAGACCAAUCUUGAUAUAAGAUGGAGAGUUCUUAGUGGGAAAAUGGCUUCACUCGAUGACACUAGAGUGUUGCUUUCCAAGGCUGUAGCAAUCUUCCAUGACCGCUUUGAUCCAAUAAGUGAAUCUGGAUCAGCUAAAGGUGAUCUCAUACCAGCAAUGGUUUAUGGAAGGACUUUCAAGGGCCAAGAUUUUGGUGGCAUGUUUUGUGCAAUAUUAACUGUCAAUCAAGUGGUUGUAUCAGCUGGUAUUUUUAGAAUAUUUGGGCAGGAAGUGGCAGAACUUCCUUUGGUUGCAACAACCACCCAAGCCGAAGGGCAGGGUUAUUUUCAAUGCUUGUUUUCUUGCAUUGAGAAGCUACUCGGUUUUUUAAAAGUGAAGAAUCUGGUGCUUCCAGCAGCUGACGAAGCUGAAUCUAUUUGGACAAAGAAAUUUGGAUUCAAGAAAAUGCCCCUGGAUGAGGUGAACAAAUAUAAAAGCGAUUAUCAAAUGAUGAUCUUCCAAGGAACUUCAAUGCUGUGGAAGCCAGUUCCUGGAAUUCUGCUCAAGUCAAAGGAAGACUGAAUUGAACAGCAGGAUAUCGGAGAUUUUGAAACCGGAGAAGCCAUCUUCUUCUUCUUUUUUUUUUUUUUUUUUGGAGAGACAUUUCCUCCCAGCAGCAGCAGCAAUGUACAGGGCUACGGGGUAGUUUUGGUUUUGUAUGUACAGGAAUUACACAAUGCAAUGCAGUGGUACUAAAUUUUUUUUUGUAGCAUAAAAAAUGUACCAAACUGGAAGUCGGUGAAUUAAAUUGGAGGAAAUUUUGAUGUCUCAAUACAAGGUAUUUCUAUUU
Molecule: messenger RNA, 1870 nt
Organism: Rubroshorea leprosula
Lineage: Eukaryota; Viridiplantae; Streptophyta; Magnoliopsida; Malvales; Dipterocarpaceae
Source: the annotation of a GenBank genome assembly